AUGGAAGACGCUCCAUUAAACAAUGCGCAUUUUUACGCUCGUAAGGCUGAAAGUUUAUUGAAAUUAAACAGUGCUGAAAAAUUUAAUAGCAUCAAUUAUUUAGAGAAGUGCAUCGAAUGCCUUGAUCAUGCUUUAAGCCAAACGCAAUCACCAAAAGCUAUAGAAUCAUUAAAACUUCAAAAAAAUCACCAUAUUAAACAACGAGACUUGAUUCUGCAUCACUAUGAAAAGUACAAGAAAAAUGAACAAAAACUGGAAACAACAAAUGUUCCAUUUAAUGAACGAGUUAUAAAUUCUAACAAAAUUCAACUUGACCUGUUUGAAAAUAUUGACAACACCGAUACGUUGCUAGAAGAACUUCAAAAGAUACAUCCAGAUCUACAACCAGCUAUAGAACUUCAGCAAGUAAAUUCACAACUUAACGUCUUGCUCUAUCAAUUGAUAACACAAUUCGAUGAAACCAUUCAAGAAAAUGAUAUAUUAAAGGAAAAAAUUAAAGCACUUGAGACUGAAAAGAGAACGAAAGUGGAGAAGAAAACUGACUGCAGCCUAGAUGAAAGACAUGACGAGUUGAGACUUUCACCAGAUGCCAUUGAGGCUCAUGAAGAAUUCGCUCCUUUGGAUCUCCCAGAAUUUGAUCUGGGAACUCUUGAUGUUCCCAAAUUAUAAAUUAUCAUAUGUUUUAAGAUUCAAUUUUAAUAUUUUUAAUUAAAUAGAUUUUUUCUUUACUGUAUCACACAUAGAAGAA
Molecule: messenger RNA, 748 nt
Organism: Clunio marinus
Lineage: Eukaryota; Metazoa; Arthropoda; Insecta; Diptera; Chironomidae
Source: the annotation of a GenBank genome assembly